AUGUGGGACAGCAGGGUAUGGGAAGGUGAGGUCAGUAGUGUGGGGGCUUUCUCAAUCACAAUCAAGUUCAGUGGAAAACUACAAGAAUAUGUUUGGCACUUGUCUAGCAUUUAUGCUCCUAAUGAUAGAAGGGAAAGAGAAAAAGUAUGGUGGGAGGUAGGUGCUGCUAGAGGCCUAUUCAAUGGGCCUUGGGUGGUAUGUGGGGAUUUCAAUACAGUUAGAUACCCAUCGGAGAAGAAGAACUGCAACAGGUUCACCAGGUCAAUGCUAGAUUUUUCAGAAUUCAUCAAUGAUAAGGGAUUAGCAGACAUACAUUUAAUGGGAGGGAGGUUCACGUGGAAGAAAGGGGUUGAUCACAAUAUUGCUGCUAGACUGGACAGAUUCCUAGUUUCAGAAGAAUGGGAUGAAGGGUUUAGAAAUAUUAACCAGUCAAUCCUACACAGAGUUACAUCAGAUCACUCUCCUCUGUUACUUCAAAGUGGGAAUUGGGAGCCAGUGAAGUCCUAUUUCAAGUUUGAAAACUGGUGGUUGUUGACUGAAGGUUUCAAUGAAAGAAUUAAAGUUUGGUGGGAGACUUUCUCCUGUGAAGGUAGACCUGACUAUAUCCUAGCCCUCAAGCUGAAAGCUCUGAAGGGAAAACUCAAAGAAUGGAGCAAAUUAACUCAAGGCAAUCUGAAUAUACAGAGGUUGAAUUUGCUGGGCCAACUAGCUGAAUUGGAAGAGACACAAGAAUUGAGGAUGCUGAAUGAAGAAGAGAAGAUCAAAAAAGCUACUUUAUUGAUUGAAUUUGAGGAAAAUGUUAGGAAGGAAGAAAUAGCAUGGAGGCAAAGGUCUAGAGCACUUUGGUUGAAGGAAGGGGACAGAAACACCAAGUUCUUCCAUAGAACUGCCAACUCUCACAAGAGGUACAAUAACAUUGACAAGCUACUAGUGAAUGGAGAAACAGUGGAGAACCUUGCAGAAAUUAAAAGAGAGAUUGUUGCCUUUUACCAACAUCUGUACACAGAGACUGAGGAGUGGCGACCAUAG
Messenger RNA from Nicotiana attenuata, 1029 nucleotides. RefSeq lists its product as uncharacterized. The coding region runs from base 1 to 1029 and encodes 342 amino acids. Gene Ontology annotation, molecular function: catalytic activity. Lineage: Eukaryota; Viridiplantae; Streptophyta; Magnoliopsida; Solanales; Solanaceae. The transcript has a single exon. The record is from RefSeq and is a predicted model, not a curated record.